Molecule: messenger RNA, 1404 nt
Organism: Pneumocystis murina B123
Lineage: Eukaryota; Fungi; Ascomycota; Pneumocystomycetes; Pneumocystales; Pneumocystaceae
Exons: 1
Coding region: 1-1404 (467 amino acids)
Biological process (GO): cell wall biogenesis; regulation of fungal-type cell wall biogenesis
Cellular component (GO): mating projection tip
Source: RefSeq, a predicted model, not a curated record
AUGCUGGUUAUUUCAUUCUUAUCUUCCUUUUGGAAUUCAUUAAUAACAAAUAAUCGACAUGCAGAUCCUUCAUCUUCUUGCCUUCCAUGCCGUGCACCAGUAGCUCGAAAUGGGUUUAUUAGAACGGAAAGUCUUCAAUCAGUGGUUUCUAUUGACAAUAAUGACGUGCAAUUGUCACAUCGGUAUUCGUGUAGUUCGAGUGAACUAUCUCAACAUUCAAAUUCGCAAUUGGGGUCAUUAGACGCGGCAUAUACACAUCCAACACCAUAUUCAAAUGUACAUCAUUGGCCUGGUCUUCGGUUUGCUAUGACGUGUACAUUGAAUCCUCCAUUAUAUGAACAGACAGAUAUUGUUCUUCAAGAUUAUGGGACAGAUGGAUUAUUACCGCCACCCCCGGUAUCAGAUUCAUGGAGACGUAUUGAUAGAUGGGCACAAAUACAUUAUCCAGAGUUAUAUGAUCAAUUGUCUUAUGGUGCUACAGUAGCAGAUGUAAACGAACUAGAAUAUGAAUUAGAAUGUCAUCUUCCCAAAGAUGUACGGGAAUCGUUUUUUAUUCAUGACGGGCAAGAGAGAGGUGGAAAACCUACAGGAAUUAUUUUUGGAAUUACAUUAUUAGAUUGUGAAGAGCUUUUAGAAGAAUACCAUUUGUGGAAAAAAGUAGCAAUAAAUUUAACUAAAAUUAAAGCAUCUGGUCCAUUUUUGAGAGAAAGAAGGCUAUUUAAGCAACAAGGUUCGUAUCCAAAGGGUUCUGUGCGUGAAGUCUACGCUCAUCCUGGUUGGAUCCCUCUAGGAAAGGAUUUUGAAGGAAAUAACAUUGGUAUUGACCUUGCACCAGGACCUACAGGAAGAUGGGGACAAGUGAUUCUUUUUGGAAGAGAUCAAGAUAUUAAAUAUGUGGUAGCACAUUCAUGGGCGUCUUUUUUGGCAAUGUUAGCCAAUGAUUUAGAAGAAGGUAACUGGACGAUUGACGAUACAACAGGAGAAUUAUUUUUGGGUACUUCGGACAAGGAACAUAUGAGUUAUUUUGAUGUUUUAAAACAUCGUUUACGAAAGCGUCAAAAAGAACGGUCAAAAUCAGUCUUAUCUAUGAUGAAUCCAAAUAAAAUUUCAGUCACGUUUAACGAAACACCCGCAAUUAUGAAUAUAUCCAAUAAAAACCUUAAAGAGACAUAUCGAUAUAAAGAUACUUUAUCUAUGAAAUUUGGAAAUACAACUCCUCCUAAAAACACUCUGCAUUUACAAAAUCAACUGUUAAUUAAAGAUACUUUAUCGACUAAAGUUGUACUCGCAACUAAAGACACUAAUAUUUUGAAAGAUAAUUCACAUGAGGAUGAUACUACUCUUCAAGAAAAGCAUACUUUAAAGGAAAACGUACUAAUUGUUUCGCCAAAUAUAAAACAAUAA